AUGUCGUACGAUCCGAGAGAGCACUUUCAACAGAUACAGAGGACGCUGCAGCAGCGUCGCGGCCAAGGCUUCGGAGGUGUUCCCGGCGGCGGUGGUGCGGGCCGAGGUCUGGUUGCCUUGAUCGGUUUGGGUGUUGCUGGAGUCGUCUUGUCCAAUUCAAUAUUCAACGGUAGAUAUGCUCCGAGGGACUCUUUGACGGUGGUCACCGCGCGAUCAAGUACACCAGAUUAUCUGGAGUGUCAAAAGAAAUCUACAACGAAGGCAAGUCGACAUCGCGGGUGCAAGGCGGUCACUAACAGAAUUCCAGGCACACAUCUACGGAUACCCUGGUUUGAAACACCUAUUGAUUACGAUGUACGAGCGAAGCCGAGAAACGUCGCAUCCUUGACUGGAACGAAGGAUCUUCAGAUGGUCAACAUCACCUGCCGUGUACUGUCCAGGCCUCGAGUCGAAGCACUGCCUCAAAUCUACCGUACCCUGGGCACUGAUUAUGACGAACGGGUACUGCCGUCAAUUGUCAACGAGGUUCUCAAAAGCGUAGUUGCGCAGUUCAACGCGAGCCAAUUGAUCACACAGCGAGAAAAUGUUGCCAGACUGGUCCGAGACAAUCUCACGAAACGAGCUGCGAGAUUCAAUAUUAUGCUUGAUGAUGUCUCGCUGACACACCUAUCAUUCUCUCCCGAAUUCACUGCUGCCGUCGAGGCCAAGCAAGUUGCACAACAAGAGGCUCAGAGAGCAGCUUUUAUUGUUGACAAGGCGAGGCAAGAGAAGCAGGCUACCGUCGUUCGGGCGCAGGGUGAAGCCAGAUCGGCCGAACUGAUCGGUGACGCCAUCAAGAAGAGCAGAAGCUAUGUUGAAUUGAGACAAAUAGAGAAUGCCCGCAACAUUGCAAGUAUUCUCCAAGAAGCCGGAGGCAAGAAUAAGCUAUAUCUCGAUGCUCAAGGUCUUGGCCUCAAUGUCCAUGCUGGUGAGGACAGCACCUCGAAGAAGUAG
This is a messenger RNA of Exophiala spinifera, 993 nucleotides long. RefSeq lists its product as uncharacterized. NCBI's taxonomy places the organism in Eukaryota, Fungi, Ascomycota, Eurotiomycetes, Chaetothyriales, Herpotrichiellaceae. The record is from RefSeq and is a predicted model, not a curated record. Gene Ontology annotation, biological process: mitochondrion organization. Gene Ontology annotation, cellular component: membrane; mitochondrion. The transcript has 2 exons. The coding region runs from base 1 to 993 and encodes 330 amino acids.